Molecule: messenger RNA, 2964 nt
Organism: Penicillium oxalicum
Lineage: Eukaryota; Fungi; Ascomycota; Eurotiomycetes; Eurotiales; Aspergillaceae
Product: DDHD family phospholipase
Exons: 4
Coding region: 1-2964 (987 amino acids)
Cellular component (GO): cytoplasm
Molecular function (GO): glycerophospholipase activity; metal ion binding
Source: RefSeq, a predicted model, not a curated record
AUGACGGGCCCAGUAUUUCAUACUUAUGGCACAGGCUGCCUGCUAGCAGAUGAGGAACCGGAGCUUUCAAGUCUGUAUGAGCUCGACACGCCGCCAAACAUUCGCUCCCAGUUCUUCUACGUCUCAUCCCUGCCGAUAGACGAUCCACUAGCUCCGCUCCCGCCACUGUCGAGCGGUCAAGCUCCAGAGGAUGAUCGAAGCCCUCCCAAGCCUUUCUCAGCCAGGGACAAUAUCGCCUUGGAACAAACCUGGCGCGAGCUCGGAAAGGCCCGAGAGGCUCGAGAAGCUCGAGAGGCUCAGUCCACGCAAAGAGGGGGCUCGAGGUCAGCCGAGCCGCAAGUAGUUUCUUCUGGAAUCGCGGUCCCAUGUCGAAAUGGGCUUGACAGAUUUCCCCAGGUGGCGGCUAAGGGGGACGCCAGCUUGUCAAGCACUUUGAGCACGCACGAGGAGCAGGCAUCGCUUCCUUACAGACCAGCUCACAAAGGGACAACGGGCCAACCUAGUCACCUUGGAGUAAGCUUCGAUGCUUCACCUGAGAACCAUAUUGAACGACGUACAGCGGUGCCCUCUACAAACGACAAGGUGGAGGAAGAAAACCCGACAAGCAGCUCUGGUGGAGCUUAUAGGAAGAGAGAUCGAUCGAGCUCCCUGAAUGAGCCUUCUCCAACGAAGAGAAGAGGCACGCUUUCACUUGAUCAUGACGCAGAUGAUCGAAACGACGAAGCGACGAGCGUCCGGGUAAACCGUUCAAGAGAUGCAAGCAUCAGCGGCUCACCCUUCAUCAGAGCCCCAACACCCCACUCACAUAGCCCUUAUGGCCGCUCGGUUGAGUCCUUGCCACCCAAAGACGGGCCUCAGGAUGGGCGUCCGGAGACACGAGGUCUUGGCACAUCCCAUGGACUAUCCAGGCCGUCGGCCCUCAGAGGGAGUGUGAUGGCAGAGGAAUCGUCCCAAGAAAUUCACCCUGACAAGGAAAUUCCAGAAGAACCCCAAUCCAAGAUACCUGUUGGGGCGUCCCGUCUUCAUCUGGUUGAAUUGCCUAAUUUAAAGAUGAAACCAAUAUAUUGGAGCCCGCUUCAUGAUGUCUCGAGUGUGAUCCGAGCCACUUGGUUCUACAAAAAUACGAUGAUGCCAGUGGAAACUGACCUUGCCAACAAAUUAGAAGAAGGUUACGUGUACCUGAGGCCUUGGACGCAGACAUGGCAAGACGAAUUGAAUAGCUGCGUGGAGAACGGUGCUGAUGCGGAAAUGAAAGUUGUUCAUCAUCUUUGGCCAAAAGAUGAUCUGUCUUCAGCCAGCCGCCCUGGCACUGCCCAGGAACUCAACCAAGCCAGCCGUGAAGACAAUGCGCGCCAAAAUAUUGACACGUUCAAGUUUGAUCCAAACCAUGCCGCAGGAGGAACGGCUAAUCGUGCCGAUGCAGUGAAGCCUUACCUCAAUUCGAGCGCCAUUUACGUGGAUGCUCGGAAUGCCCAGAUUUUGCGCCCUAGUCUCCUGCCAUCAGUUGCAAGAGGGAGACGGCCAUUGAGCGCCAUUCGCAAAGAGCGCCAAAUUGGCAUUCCGGUUAUCCGUGGGUUCAGUCGCAAGAGGUGGGAUCAAUUGCAUCCGUCAAAGGCGAGUCCGGUCGAUGUCCGUCGUUACAUUCGGAAAACACAAGGCCGCAACGCCGCUCCAGCUCCAGGAAUGCCAGUUUGCUAUGCGUGUAAGAUGGAAGAAAUGCGUUCCACGCCAUCAGAUUUGGUCUUCGUCGUUCAUGGCAUCGGCCAGAAGCUGUCUGAAAGAAUGGAGAGUUUCCACUUUACUCACGCCAUCAAUGCCUUCCGUCGCCAGGUGAAUAUGGAACUACACAAUGAACCUGUUUGGCCACACGUGCGGGAGGACCAUGGUGGAAUCAUGGUCCUGCCCGUGAACUGGAGAACGACGCUCUCUUUGGAAGAUCCGUCUCUUGAAAACCCAGAGACAGCCGACCCAGCAUCGAACAAUUAUACCCUCAAUGACAUCACGCCUGAAACCCUUCCGGCUGUUCGCUCUCUGAUUAGUGAUGUCAUGCUAGACAUUCCAUACUAUCUUUCGCAUCACAAGCCAAAAAUGAUUCGUGCCGUUGCUCGAGAGGCCAAUCGCAUCUAUCGCUUGUGGUGUGAGCAUAAUCCCGGCUUCCAGGACAACGGCCGUGUUCAUCUCAUCGCCCAUUCGUUGGGUAGUGUCAUGGCCGUUGAUAUUUUGAGUCAUCAGCCGACUAAAAUUCCACGCUUUGACUUUGCUUCUACGCCUCUGCAUAGCGACAUUCUUGAAUUUGACACGAAGAACUUAUUCCUCUGUGGAAGUCCCGCGGGUUUCUUUUUGCUUCUGAACAAAGCCAGCCUACUUCCCCGCAAGGGUAGAGAUAAGCCUGGAAGUGAAGGCGAGGACCGGCUACGUGGCGUUGCCGGAGAAGCUGGCCAAUAUGGUUGUCUCGCUGUGGACAACAUGUAUAAUAUUAUGCAUACCACGGACCCAAUCGCCUAUCGGGUCAACGCCGCGGUGGACCGCGAUCUUGCUAAUUCACUGAAAGUCGCAUCGAUACCAAGCUCAACCUCGUCUUUUAUACAAUCUUUCGGCAGCGUCUUCCGCUGGGGGUCAACGCCCGGUUACGUAUCCACGGCAUCGGGAACACGUCCGGCUAUUAUUGCAAAACUUCCAUCCACCGUUGAGAUGGAAACGCACGACUUUACUCGCGAGGAAAUUGCAGAGAAGCGGAUGUUGCUUCUCAAUGACAAUGGCCAAAUCGACUAUUUCCUCUCGGGGGGCGGUGGCCCUCUCAGCAUUCAGUACCUGAAUAUGCUUAGUGCCCAUAGCAGUUACUGGAUUCUGCCGGAUUUUGUGCGAUUCUUGGUCGUCGAAAUCGCCCGUAAGCAGGGGCGUGACGGGACUCUUCUCCCUUUCAAGGCUGAGAAGAAAAAAGAAUGGAAAUACUCUAAAGGUUGA